AUGUCUGAUGAAGAGCUUACUGAGUUGAUAUUAUUGGAAGAAGAUGAGAUAUUACACGCUUACAUCUCUCCUGCAAUGGACUACUAUUGUAGAUUUUUCUACAAGGAACCAAUGAGUCAAGAAAAGGGUAAAGGAUGGUGUAUAAUCAGAAAUCAGAUUUAUGAAAAUGAAGUUUCAUGUCGAAGGUUAGUGAGAAUGAGUCGAGAGGGAUUUACACGUCUGUGUGAGCUACUUAAAGGCAGGUAUGGCUUACAAGACACUCAUAGUGUAUGUGUUGAUGAGAGCGUUGCAAUCUUCCUUAUUCUUUGUGGGCAAAAUGACACGCAAUAUGAUCUUGGAUUAAGAUUUGGACACGCACAAGAGACAAUAGGACGAAAGUUUCAUGAAGUACUUGGGGCAAUGGAAAGAAUGGCUGUAGACUAUAUGCGACCACGUACAAUUCAAGAAAUGGAAGCUACAUCUAAUCGUCUAGAAGGAGAUGGUCGAUACUGGCCCUUUUUCAGUGGCUUCGUGGGAGCAUUAGAUGGGACACACGUACCAGUUAUGGUUACUCCUGGAAAAGAUUCCAUACGUUUCAUAAGUCGGAAAGGAACAACAAGCCUUAAUGUUUUGGCCAUGUGCGAUGCAGAUAUGCUUUUCACGUAUUGUUUUGUCGGGAUGGCAGGGUCAGCCCAUGAUGCACGAGUUUUAGCUACAGCAAUUCGGGAUGAUCCUAUUUUUCCCACACCUCCAGAAGGUAAAUAUUACCUUGUAGACUCUGGAUAUGCAAAUAGUCGAGGUUACUUAGCUCCGUAUCGAAAACAGCGUAAUUGUGGAACUCGAUAUCAUCUACAAGAAUUUUUGAAUGGUGAAGCGCCACGAAAUAGCAAAGAGAUGUUCAACAGAUGGCAUGCAUCCCUCCGUUCUGUAAUUGAGCGAACAUUUGGAGUUUGGAAAAAAAAAUGGAGGGUUUUAAAUGAAUUUCCGAGGUAUGGUAUUUCUGUACAAAGACGUGUUAUAUUUGCUACAAUGGGCCUUCACAAUUUCAUCCGUCGAAGCAACAUUAGAGAUGUUGAGUUUGAAGAGGCAGAAGCAGGAAAUGAUGUUCUGCAUGGUAAUCAAAAUAUCAGUGAUGAUACAAAUGAUAAUCAGAGUGUUCGAAAUGAGGAUGACACGGUGGCUGGAGUAUAUAUGAAAGCUGUUCGUGAUCAGAUUGCUAAGGAUAUUUGGAUUGCAAAACAUUGUACUCGUUAG
This is a messenger RNA of Brassica rapa (field mustard), 1233 nucleotides long. RefSeq lists its product as uncharacterized. The record is from RefSeq and is a predicted model, not a curated record. Lineage: Eukaryota; Viridiplantae; Streptophyta; Magnoliopsida; Brassicales; Brassicaceae.